Tachyglossus aculeatus (Australian echidna) is the source of this 2116-nucleotide messenger RNA. It is a transcript of the gene FBXO15, whose product is annotated as F-box protein 15. NCBI's taxonomy places the organism in Eukaryota, Metazoa, Chordata, Mammalia, Monotremata, Tachyglossidae. Gene Ontology annotation, molecular function: protein binding. The coding region runs from base 93 to 1454 and encodes 453 amino acids. The transcript is spliced from 10 exons. The record is from RefSeq and is a predicted model, not a curated record.
CCCGCCCCCAGCGAGCCAGCCCGGCCUUCGCGGGGGCUGAGGGGCUCGGGCCCCGCGGUCCCCCCGCACAGGCCAGGAGAAAGCUAGAAAUUAUGUUCGUGGAAUCUCAAAUAUUUCCAAGACCCUCUCAGGAACCAUCCUUGAAGAAAUGUGAUUUCAUGGAGAGUAUGCCCUCGGAGAUCAUCCUGAUGAUAUUUUCUUACUUGGAUCCUCCGUCCUUGUUGUGCAUCGGUUGCGUGAAUAAGCGUUUCUAUCACCUGGCCAAUGAUAAUAUGAUCUGGUUCAGAACCUACACUGCUUUCUUUUCACCUGAAAGUUCAAAGUGGAAAACGAAUCCAGAUGAGAAGAUUUCCAUUCAGGACCAAGACAUUGGCUAUUGGAAGAAGGACUAUAUUAUGAAACGAAUUGAAGCUGGCCAAAGAAUGGCCAUUCAGUUCAUCAAACCUGUCAAUUCUUACACUGGCCUUCCAUAUAAGACCAAAGAAGCUAUCAAAGUGUCCGGCCUGAAGUGGGUGAUGGUUUUGAAGGAAAGAAAUGGAAAGGAGCAUAUUAUGGAACAGACUGAGACUUUCCUCAAUGACUCCUCUGUCACUGUGGUUUGGUAUGGACAAAGUUGGCCACCUUUUGCUUUACUGUCAGCAAUAGAUUUGUGUGGCGUCACACCAGUUUUCCUGGACCGUUGUAUGGUUCACACCAGAAAUGGACCUUGGCGACGUUCCCUAAUUGCUGAGCACUGUUUGAGUAACCUAACUAGGUCCCAGAUGAUUGGCUCUGACAGACUCAUCCAGCUCUUCCACCUGGCCCCAGGACUCAUUGUUGGGCUAUGGAAGCAAGAGAAGGAAAUGGCUUUUGUUAUGGCGAGUCUUCAUUAUCAUCAACUUCUGGAGAAGAGCAUUUUGGGCUCAGUCUCGGUCCCGUAUGCCGCUCCUCCUCACAACGCUUUUCUGGAUAAACUUGAUCCACAGUUUGGAUUGCGUGGAUAUCAGCUACAUAUCGACCUGCACAACGGGAAGGAUAAGUACCUGCGUGGAACCUUCCGCGAUGUCUGCGGCAGUAAAGAUUACAUUCAGAAUGGAUACUUGAAGCUCAUAAUCAUAAAUUAUAACAAGAAUGCUCAACAUCUACGUCUUAAUAAAAAUAUUGGCAUCUUCUGGAAGGCAGAUAAUUUUGAAGGCAAUGUACAGAACUGCUGUGUAAUGGACAUUACCCUUCUGGAUGAUACAGAGAAACCUUUCUGGUGUUUCAGUUCCCCAGUCACCCUAUAUCCCGUUUCUCAACCUUCUGACCAUUCAAACAACGGAGUAAAGAACUUCAGUGGAAGCUACCUGGGCCCGGAAGGAAGAGUCCUGUUGAAGUUCACCCGGAUGGAAACGACAGAAGAAUUCUACAUUGUCAACUUGGUUCUUUACAUAAGCAUUAAAAAAGUGAAUCGGUGGUUUGGAACCAACUACUGAAAGUCUGUGCAGAAUCAAACUACUUUUCUCUAACUGGUUUUGGUUUUUGUAUUAAAGAGUAAAAGAAAGUUAGUGCUAGUGGAAGGAUGUAAAGAGUUUUCCUUUCUGGUUGCAAACAAGGCCAAUGGGGUCCAUUGUCUUUCAUGAUGAUUAUUGGAGGAUCCUUGAACCCUGACAGCAUUUAACACCGAACAUAUUUUCUAGAAACAUCCAAAGUGUAUCAUGAAUCUUAUUUUUGGAAUUGUAAAUGAUCCAAUGUAAAGGCUGCUGAAGGACGUGUGGUGUAAAUAUAAAUAUGUGAUUAUUAGUACUGUAUCUUCUAAACUAGUAAGAACUAAAAAACAUAACAGAGCCCUGAACAUAACUCCAAGAAGUCCAUUUGAACUGGGGAAUGUUUCCCUUAAAUUCUGCCAAGUCAAGUUUUCUUAAAGAUCAAGAAGAUAAGUAAUCUUCUAAAUUAUCCAGAGAACAUGUCAUUGGACUGGUAACUUUUUUUAAGAAAAGAAGUUAUACAAAAGUGGAGAUAGAUGAGCCCAAAAGAAUGUUUUCCUUUUAGUAAAUUUGAACAGGGUAAAAAAGUAAGUUUAUGACAAAAAAUGUAUUGCAUAUUUUUGAUGAUGUCGUGUACUUUCAUAGCACUUUGUUUCUUUUGGGUUCUUAGA